AUUUUGACAGUUGGUGCAUAUCCUUACUGAACCCCCUCCCCAGCGUUGUGAUAAUGGAGGAAGUACCUCAAAAGCCUGCAGUCUCACGCAGGAGACCGAGACAAACAGCGAGGAUGGACAACGCAGCGGCCGCCUCUUCAAGACCAUCUCAGAUAACAAACAAUGAUCCGGACUGUUUUAUCAUAGAACCUGAACACGAUACGACAGGCAUGAUGGCGGAAGGCCUGCAUAUCCUUCCAGAAAUCCUCCACGUCGGCCUCAAACUCAAAGACCUGGGGAAGAAAAGCAUCCAGCUGCUCUUAAAGAAGCGCCAACUGUUGAUAGAGACACCACUUGAUGUCCCAGAAGACAUGAAAAGAAAAGAUCUAGCAUCAUCAGUCAUGGCAACCUUGGUCUUUGCCCAGGAGGAAGCAGGCACAGCGGUCUGCAUCUCACCCAACGGCAUCCUGCUCACCUGCUCCCACUGCAUCGCGGAGACUAUCGACGACUUUGAUGACUCCAAAAGCCACUGGCUCCUCUUUGCUUCAGGUCAAGUAGUCGAAGCCAAAGCUCUAGCCUGGGACGGCAGAAGAGACCUGGCCCUGCUGAGAAUCAUAUCAGCCCAACAGCCUCCUCCAUCUUCAGGACCUUCAUCAUCACCACCCUCAGGGGGAUUCCCCUUCAUAACCCUCUCCUCCACACCACCAGCCUUGAAAGCCCGACUUAUCUGCGUCGGCCACCCGGGCAGUGAGGAUUUCGAGGCCGCUCUACCAGGAACGAAGACGGACUACGACGUCCUCCACCUUAGCACCGGCACGUUCAGGGGUUGUGCCGAGGGUCAGGACCCGCAGGAUAACUCGGAUAUCGGGGCGCUGAUGCAUUCAUGCUGGACGUACUGGGGGCACAGCGGCGCACCGUUAGUCGACAGGAAGACGGGGACGCUCAUUGGGGUUCAUUCAUCAUGGGAUGAUGAGACGGGGAUGCGGAGGGGUGUUGCGUGGGAGGCUAUCUCUGUGUUUCUGGAGGAGAAUCGGCAUCAUUUAUGAUCUUAAGAAAUGGAGCAAAGUCCUCUGACUUGAUAGAUGUCUGUCUAUCGCGAGCACUAAUCUACAAUUUUCACUCGUAUAUAUAGUGUAUUGACUGGAGGAUCUGGUCUGAUAGGAAAUGAAGCAAGAGGCUAGGGGGGCGAUGGUCGUUCUUGCCUCUUCACUUUGUAUCCUACCUGCCCUUUCUUCCAUCUUUGGUUCCUUCUUCGUCCAAAGUAUUCUAUCUUCCAUCACACACAGAUUCUACUCUCACGGUUGAGUACCCAAAAAAUACCAAACCUCCCUUUCCUUCCA
Colletotrichum phormii is the source of this 1319-nucleotide messenger RNA. Its product is annotated as trypsin-like cysteine/serine peptidase domain-containing protein. Lineage: Eukaryota; Fungi; Ascomycota; Sordariomycetes; Glomerellales; Glomerellaceae. The coding region runs from base 54 to 1025 and encodes 323 amino acids. The transcript has a single exon. The record is from RefSeq and is a predicted model, not a curated record.